Molecule: messenger RNA, 1970 nt
Organism: Verticillium alfalfae VaMs.102
Lineage: Eukaryota; Fungi; Ascomycota; Sordariomycetes; Glomerellales; Plectosphaerellaceae
Product: acyl-CoA dehydrogenase
Exons: 6
Coding region: 156-1970 (604 amino acids)
Molecular function (GO): flavin adenine dinucleotide binding; oxidoreductase activity, acting on the CH-CH group of donors
Source: RefSeq, a predicted model, not a curated record
GGUCUCUUCCUUACCCCUCCUCUUCCGACGACCAAACCUCACAACAGUCGCCAUGUCCAAGACCUUCUCCACAAGCGACGUCGCGUCGCACAACAAGCCCGACGACCUCUACAUCAUUGUCGACGGCGACGUCUACGACCUGACCAAGUUCCAGGAUGACCACCCCGGCGGCAAGAAGAUCAUCCAAGCGCGUUGCCGGCAAGGAUGCUUCGAAGCAGUUCUGGAAGUACCACAACGAGGGCAUCCUGAAGAAGUACCAGGCCAAGCUGCAGGUCGGCUCCCUCGACUCCAAGCCCAAGCCCGUCGAGCCCGCCCCCGUCGCCGCUGCGCCCCAGCCCACCAAGGCCGUUGUCAAGAAGGCCGCGCAGGAGGCUGCGCCGGUCGACGAGUCGGAGCCCUUCGACCCCUACGGCAGCCUCAUCCCCUUUGCCGACCCCAGUUGGUACCAGUCUUUCCACUCCCCCUACUACAACGAGACGCACGUCGCGCUGCGCAACGAGGUGCGCAAGUGGGUGGACGAGGAGAUUGAGCCCUUCGUCAGCGAGUGGACGAGGCCAAGCUCCCAGCCGGCCUGGCGCCAAGUCUCGUAUUGCUGCCGUGUGGAUGUCGAAUCGGUGAAUUGGCCUUCCGCUUGUCCUGAUGCAGCCGGCGCCGGCCCCGCUCCCCACGCCGAAUCUGCAGGUCCCGCUGGCCCCGCAUCCGUUCCCGGCGAACGACUUGUCCCCGUCCGGACCAUCGGAUGGGGGAACAUGGGAAAAAAAAAUCCCAACUGGCGCACUCGCACGCUGGUGUCUCAGGAACAAGGCCCCCACCCGCCUUGCCAGGAGCGCCUACCGCUGCUUCUGCUGCUGCUGUUCCCGGCCAUCCGCAAAUCAGCAAACCUGCAUGAUGCCAUCGUGGAUCGAUCUGCCGAUUCAGCCCUGAACCGAUCCUAUCCACUUUCGUUCCUCCACAAGGCCUCAGUGGGAUCUGUUCACGAGCUCAUCCUGACCGACGAGCUGUCGCGCCCCGGGUCUGGUGGCUUCGUCUGGAACAUCAUCGGCGGCUUCGGCAUUGGCUGCCCGCCGCUGGUCAAGUUCGGACAAAAGGCUCUCGUGGACCGCAUCCUGCCCGGCAUCCUCGCCGGUGACGAGCGCAUCUGCCUGGCCAUCACGGAACCCGACGCCGGCUCUGACGUUGCCAACCUCUCGUGCGAGGCCAAGCUGACGGAAGAUGGCAAGCACUUUAUCGUGAACGGCGAGAAGAAGUGGAUCACCAACGGAAAGUGGGCCCGCUAUUUCACUACUGCGGUACGUACCGGCGAGCCCGGUAUGAACGGCGUCAGCUUGCUGCUCAUCGAGCGUGACUUCCCCGGCGUCACGACGCGUCAGAUGGACUGCCAGGGCGUGUGGUCGAGCGGCACGACGUACAUCACGUUCGAGGACGUCAAGGUGCCGGUCGAGAACCUGCUGGGCAAGAAGGACAGGGGCUUCCGAGCCAUCAUGACCAACUUCAACCAUGAGCGCAUCGGCAUCAUUAUCCAGUGCCUGCGCUUCUCUCGCGUCUGCUACUCCGAGUCGGUCUCGUACGCCUCGAAGCGUCGCACCUUUGGCAAGAAGCUCAUCGAGCACCCCGUCAUCCGCCUCAAGCUCGCCCACAUGGCGCGCCAGAUCGAGGCGUCGUACAACUGGCUCGAGAACCUCAUGUUCCAGUGCCAGAAGAUGGGGGAGACGGAGGCCAUGCUCAAGCUCGGUGGUGCCAUUGCCGGCCUCAAGGCUCAGUCCACCGUCACCUUUGAGUUCUGCGCCCGCGAGGCGAGCCAGAUCUUUGGCGGCCUCAGCUACUCUCGUGGCGGACAGGGAGGCAAGGUCGAGAGGCUCUACAGGGAUGUGCGUGCGUAUGCCAUCCCCGGCGGUAGCGAGGAGAUCAUGCUCGACCUGAGCAUCAGGCAGAGCAUGCGCGUCAACAAGGCGUUGGGAAUGAAGCUGUAG